CCCUUCACCGUGUCCGGCGACAUCCGAGAGGACCGAGCCUGGACCAUCAUCCGGCACAACCGGCACUACGCCACGCGGGUGACGGGCUCCAGCGUGGACCAGCCCUUCCUGGGGGAGGUGGAGUAUUGGAACGCCUCCUGGGCCGAGGUGUCCGCCCUGGCCAACGCCUCCAAGUACUGCGAGCAGCGCAUCGAGCUGCACUGCUACAGCUCCCGCCUGCUCAACACGCCCUGCAACACCUGGAACACCGUCUCCUUCAACCGGGGGACUGCCCUGCUCUUCCCCACCUUCCAGGCCAACCACAGCCUCGACAUCUCCUUCUACUUCAAAACCACGGCGCAGUCCGGCGUCUUCCUGGAGAACCCCGGCUCCCGCUACUACAUCCGCACCUUCUUUGGGAACGUCAAUGAGAGCGGGGUGGUGCGGCACGACCUGCACUACCCCAUCCUGGCGCGCUACAUCCGCAUCAUCCCCGUGGCCUGGAACCCGCGUGGGAAGAUCGGGCUGCCCCUGGCCCUCUACGGCUGCCCCUACCGGUCCCAUGUGCUCUACUUCGACGGCGACGACGCCAUCUCCUACCGCUUCCGUGCCAAGAGGAUCAGCACCAUGGAGGAUGACAUCUCCUUCAACUUCAAGACAGUGGAGCAGAACGGGGUGCUGAUGCACGGCGAGGGCGCGCAGGGCGACUACAUCACGCUGGAGCUCAAGCAGGCCCAGUUGCUCCUGCACAUCAGCCUAGGCAGCAGCCCUGUGCACGCCACCGAGGGCCACACCACGGCGGCGGUGGGCAGCCUGCUGGACGACGAGCACUGGCACGCGGUGCACGUGGAGCGCUACGGCCACCACGUCAACCUGACGCUGGACGGGGAGGUCAAGCGCUUCCGCUGCCACGGCACCUUCAACCAGCUCGACCUGGACACCGAGCUCUUCUUCGGCGGGGUGAUCGACCAGGACAAGCAGCACCUCACCUACCGGCAGAACUUCCGCGGCUGCGUGGAGAACAUCAUGUUCAACGGGGUCAACAUCGCCGAGCUGGCCCGGCACCGCCGCUCCAACAUCCGCUUCGAGGUCCAGCCCGCGCUGGGCGCAGGGUCCCGGCCCCGCAAGGGCCACCCCCAUCCCCAGAGCCCUGUGCUCGCCCUGGGGUGA
Tinamus guttatus (white-throated tinamou) is the source of this 1149-nucleotide messenger RNA. Lineage: Eukaryota; Metazoa; Chordata; Aves; Tinamiformes; Tinamidae. The record is from RefSeq and is a predicted model, not a curated record.